Molecule: messenger RNA, 7384 nt
Organism: Eublepharis macularius
Lineage: Eukaryota; Metazoa; Chordata; Lepidosauria; Squamata; Eublepharidae
Gene: ADGRG6
Product: adhesion G protein-coupled receptor G6
Exons: 25
Coding region: 291-4055 (1254 amino acids)
Biological process (GO): cell surface receptor signaling pathway; myelination in peripheral nervous system; heart trabecula formation
Cellular component (GO): membrane
Molecular function (GO): G protein-coupled receptor activity; laminin binding
Source: RefSeq, a predicted model, not a curated record
CGUCUCUGUCGUCUCUCUUCGUUCUCAAUGAACCGCAGCCGGAGAACUUCCCACUGCCUCCUUCGGACAAAGUUUUGAGGAGACUUUAGCGUCGUUGGCGCUUUCGACCCCUUCCCUCCAUCAGGAGGAAGGAGUCAGGCCGGCCUCCAGCUUCGCGCGUGGGCGCCGUGGAAACCCUUGAGGGAUGGACUAGCGCGGCGAACUUAGACACCAAGCCGGAGAGAGCCAAGGAGAGGAGGAAGAGCAGCGCCCGCAGGAGAGGAUGGUUGCUCGGACCAAGUAGCGUCAACAUGAUGUCUUCUGAGAGCCUCAUGUGGUGCUGUCUAUGGAAAUGGAAGCUUCAUUUGCUGUUCUUAUUCACUAUUUAUCUGACGCAUGUGCAGCAUUCAGCUCUUGGAUGCUCUGAAUGUCAAAUGGCACUCACCAACCCCACAGGAUUUUUUUCUUCUCCCUGCUUUCCUAGUGAUUAUCCCAACAGUCAAGCAUGUAAAUGGACCAUAAGAGCUCCUUCUGGAUUCAUAAUUCAAAUAACAUUUGUUGAUUUUGAAAUUGAAGAAGCUCCAAACUGCAUUUAUGACUAUCUGACACUGGACACCGGAGACAAAAAAGUUAAUUUUUGUGGAGUCACUCCUAGAGGUUUAUCAUUUAACUCUUCUGGGAAUCAAAUGGUUGUUUCAUUCACAAGUGAUUUUAGUAUCCAAAAGAGAGGCUUCAAUGCUAGUUAUAUCAGAGUUGCUGUGUCCUUGAGGAAUCAAAAAGUCAUCAUUCCGCAGUUCGUGGACGUUGAUUCUGUGUCUCUGGCAAAUACCAUUCAAGUACCAGAUCUCCAUCAGUUCACUUUGUGCUUUGAAGCAACAGAAAACAGAAAUGAUGGCCGUGAAUGGAAGGCUUUUUCCUAUAGCGACUCUUCAUCUACAGAAUUAGUCAGUUUUGGAAAAAAACAAAGUGGCCAUUUCAUAUUUAUCUUGGGCACAGAAUGUCAGUUAGAUGAUGCACUGGACACCAAUCCACAAGGAGACUUUUUCACAGGAACGUUUGAGCAGCUUUGCAUUAUAUGGGAUAGCUUCUCUCACACUAUAGGAGUGAGUGCCAAAAAUGUGUAUAAAACAUUAUACUGUUCAGAUAGUUAUGGAAAAGUAAUUCCUGGUAAUGGAAAGUUGAUUCUGGGCUCUGACAGAAGCGAAGUGAGCUCUCUCAGUGGGGAUAUUUACAACUUCCGUCUUUGGAAUUUCACAAUGAACUCCCAAGCACUUUCCAAUCUCAGCUGUGAUGUGAAAGGCAAUGUUGUAGACUGGGAAAAUGACUUCUGGAAUAUCCCAGCAUCAUCCCUGAAAGCAGAAAAUAAUUUGAGCUGUGGAUCCUAUCUCAUUCCCUUACCAACAAUUGAACCCACCAGCUGUGCAAACCUAGGAAGCCUUUGUCAAGCUACUGUAAAUUCCACUAUUACAUCACCCACUGUUACCACUAACAUGCCUGAUACUAACAGAACCGAUAAACAAAAGAAUGGGGGACUGUUCUACAGAAUUGCUAUUACUGUCUACAAUUACAACGUUGAUGAAGAAUCAAAAGUGCAGAGCACAGUUGCAGAAUGGCUAAAUCACACUUUUCAGAAUUGGAAUUACACUGUAUAUGUGGUCAACAUCAGUAUUAUUCAGUCAAGCUCUGUGAGAGAAGGUCUGAGAGAAAAGAGAAACUUAGAUCCUCAAAGUUUUGAAGUCCGGGCUCUUUUGGUUUAUAAUUCUACAAACAAUAUAAGUUUAGAAGAAGAAACCAUUCGGAACAAGCUCAUAAGUAGUAAUGAUACAAUGGGGAAUGGCUUAAGGCUCCAUGAAGUGUAUGUUGAUCCAAUCGAAAAAUGCAUGGCAGGGAAAGUCCCUGAAAAUUAUUUCUGGCCAGAAACCCGACCAACUGUGACCAGCUUUAUACUAUGCCAUGGCAGCUCCACCCAGAUUGCAUCCAGAACAUGUUUUCUAGAUCAACAAAAUUACACAUCAUUCUGGGGACCUCCUGACCUUAGAAACUGCACAGAAAAUGCAGCUGAUAUAGCCAAUCAGCUGCUGAAUCUCACUGGAGAAGGUCAGCAGUUGACUUCAGACAAAGUUAAUGAUGUUGUCCAGAAGCUUAAAAAAAUUGUGAAUGAUGAGGAAAUUAAUGAGUCUUUGGGUUCUACAGUGGUCACAAUCUUUUCCAAUAUUUUGACCAGUUCUGACAAUGUUUUGGCAGCAGCAUCUUCUGAAGCUAUAAAGACCAUUGAUGCCUUAGCUUUAAAGAUUCAGUUUACAGGCCCCUCCAUGAGCAUCUCAACGCGGAAUUUGGCACUUGGAGUUUCAUCUCUAAAUUCAACUUUAUUCAGUGGAUCGUCCUUCAGUGUUGGUUCUCAGAACAAUGUUUCAGACUUUCAGAUUGAUUUUGACAAAACCCAGGCAAAUUCCCUGGCUUCUGUUGUUUUGCCUUCAAGCUUACUGAGGAACUUAAGUCAAGAAGAGCUUGAAGUUAUAUCCAGGGCUCAAUUUACCUUUUUCAACAAAAAUGGACUCUUCCAGGAUCGAGAUUCUAAUGGCACUUUAACCAGCUUUGUGGUGGCAUGUAGCAUUGGCAAUAUUACCAUACACAAUCUCCAAGAAGCUGUGAAGAUUACAAUAAAACAUACAGCUAAGCAUACCACAAAGCAGGAGAAAACUAAACCCUCUUGUGUCUUUUGGGAUAUGAAUAAAAAUGAUGGCCAAGGUGGAUGGAAUUCUACAGGGUGCUUUGCACAAGCAGAGUCAAAUGAAAAUGAGACAACCUGCCUAUGCAAUCAUCUUACACAUUUUGGUGUACUAAUGGAUCUCACAGGAACUGUUGCAAAAAUAGACGCGGAAAAUACCAAAGUCCUCACUUUCAUAACGUACAUUGGUUGUGGAAUAUCUGCUAUAUUUUCAGCUGCAACUCUUCUGACCUACAUUGCUUUUGAAAAAUUGCGAAGAGAUUAUCCCUCCAAAAUCUUAAUGAACUUGAGCACAGCCUUGUUGUGUCUAAACUUGGUCUUUCUCCUUGAUGGCUGGAUAGCAUCAUUUGACAUAGAAGGGCUCUGCAUUGGUGUUGCUGCCCUCUUACAUUAUUUCCUUCUGGCAACCUUUACGUGGAUGGGCUUGGAAGCUGUUCACAUGUAUAUAGCCUUGGUGAAAGUGUUCAAUACCUACAUUCGUCGAUACAUUCUAAAAUUUUGUGUAAUUGGCUGGGGCUUGCCUGCAGUGGUUGUAGUCAUUGUUCUAGCAAGCACAAACACAAAUGCAAAUCAUAUUUACGGCAAAGAUGUGUAUGGCAGAAAUUCUGUGGGGCAAGGUGGAGAUGAUUUCUGCUGGAUUAAAGACAGUAUUGUAUUUUAUGCGACCUGUGUUGGCUACUUUGGAAUCAUGUUUCUCAUGAACAUUGCCAUGUUCGUAGUGGUAAUGAUGCAAAUCUGUGGAAGAAAUGGAAAACGGAGCAACCGGACUAUGCGGGAAGAGAUCCUGAGGAAUCUUCGUAGUGUUGUUAGUUUGACCUUCCUGCUAGGCAUGACAUGGGGAUUUGCCUUUUUUGCCUGGGGGCCACUAUACCUCCCUUUUGUGUACCUCUUUUGUAUUUUCAACUCAUUGCAAGGUUUAUUUAUAUUUAUAUUCCACUGUGCAAUGAAAGAAAAUGUCCAGAAACAGUGGCGGCGACAUCUCUGCUGUGGUAGAUUUAGGUUGGCAGACAAUUCAGAUUGGAGCAAAACAGCAACUAACAUUAUUAAGAAGAGCUCAGACAAUCUGGGGAAAUCCUUGUCUUCAAGUUCCAUUGGUUCAAACUCAACUUAUCUGACUUCUAAAUCUAAAUCAGCAUCUAAUACCUAUCUUAAAAGAAAUAGCCAUUCUGACAAUAUUUUUCUUGACAAGCCUUCAUUAAAAUAUACCCAAGUGGAUACAGAGCAGACAUCAAUUAUUCCUGUUCACCAGGUUAUUGACAAAGUGAAGGGGUAUUGCAGUACUCGCUCGGACAACUUCUAUAAAAAUAUUAUUAUGUCAGAUUCUUUGAGCCACAGCACAAAGUUCUGAGGACAUUUGGAACAAGGAAAUGCAACAGAGCCUGAGAAUUCACAACGUGAAGGAUUUGCUGACUAAUUAAGGAAAUAAAUAUUAUGACCAUGUUGUGUUUUAACCAUUUUAUCAUCAUUUGUUUGCAACUCCUUACUGAAAAGAUUCUCCCUCUACCAUCCAUAGUUAUGGAAACAGAUCAUCCAAUUAGUUUUCUCCACUAUCACAGUAUUAAGGCUGAGACUUCUCCAUCAGUACAAUUGUCAGCUUUCUGCCAUGUCACAGUACAUUAAUUGUAUGUUAAUCCUGUUGAUAUCAUUGCCAUACAUGAAGCAUACUCUAUGGAUUGCUCGUUUAUGCCAAGACCAGAGCUAUACUUGAACAUACAUCACCCAUCAUGCUUUCAAACUCAAGCUGUCCAGUUCUUGAAAUAAGUGGAGAAGCCCACUGACAGGAGCUCUACUACACACAAAGUAGUGUAUUACUGCCUAUCAUUGCUAACACAUGCACCUUUACGCUCUGCUUUACAUUCAUAUGUUAAUAUGUAAAAUUAAUUGUAUCCAGGUGUGCCAGUCAAGAAAUCUAUAUGAAUCCAAGACACAUUUACUACUUCUUUUGAGUGUAUCUGCAUGUAGAGUCAUCCCUUUAGCUGGAAAAAUGAGAAGAGAUAGAGAAGAAUGAUGUAAGCCAUUUUUAGUCCCCCUUGGGGGGAAAGAUGGGGCAUAAAUGAUGUAAAUAGAUAAAUAAAAAGGCAAUAAUUACAUGGAUUAACAUGAUUUCAUUCUGCCAAAACAACUGAGGUAAGCAUACCCAAGGGUUUUUUUUAACCCAGCCCAGCACUCAUAUCACCAUCUUCCUCUAGUAAAUCAUCAUAUACAUGUUUUACUUCCUAGAUUUUCAUAUACCGAUCUGAAUUACACCCUAAGAUGAAAUACUAUGCCUACAAAUGCUUAUAUCCAAUGAAAAUAGUAGCCUUACAGAGGAAGCUUUUUUUUUUUACUGUCUAUCCUAUUUUCCUUUUAGAUGAAGUAACUGGCCAAAUGAACUAAAAAUUAGACUGGAUUGGUUGGAUCUUACCAUUUUUUUUCUGUUGUUGGAACUGGAAGAAGGGCCCCCUUUUGACUACUAUUUAAGCAUUAUGAAACAUGCAUGAAUAAAAGCCAUGUGGGAGGAUGGCUUCCAUGAGUUUGGUGAGAUUGUGUGGAAAUGCUGGAGGGAUCUCAUUGUAUUAAAGAUGGAUGUCACAAUGCUUCCUCCUGAAUAUUACUUCCUGUUUACUUUCUCCAUUCCCUAUCAAAAAUUUGUCUCCAACUACAAGUGAUCAGUUAUAUAAUCUCCUACAUUACCUGCUCGUAUUAUCCCCUAUGUAUGCAGUGGAAAAGUUAUUUAUCUGUAAAUCUUGAAUAUGUUUUAAUUCUUAUAAUUAAGUGUAACUCUUUCAUUAUGUAUCACGUAUAUUUAAGUGUAGAACUUCCUUACGUGUAGGCAGCCAAAUUAAAUUGGACAGUUACAGUGAAUUACGAACUACAAACUGUUUAGGUCCUGGCUAGAUGUCACUGGAAUUAAAGUUACUUAAACAAAGUGUUUCACCUUAGAUGAGUUGUGGAUCCAGCUGCAUAUGUAUCAGUUUUUGAAGACAUCAAAUCAUGGCGGAGUUUAAUGGGAUUAGACAACUUCAUCAUAGAGUGGAUGAUUUGUAUUUAUACACGAAAUAUGAUAUAUCUCUUUCCCAUAAUAGUUUUCAGUAUGAUUUCAAUAUCAUUUUUUCAGUUAAAAUGUUUAAGGUGAUGCGAAAAGAAACCAAAUGUCAAUAAAUAAUGAUAAUUUAAUAAAAUAUAAUGGGUUAGACCUAACUAGAUUUUUUGCUGGUGAAAAAGAGAGGACAGGGUCCUCUUUCACUGCCAAAAAGGCUCUGCUGGGGAUCACAGGGUCUGCGUGAACAAAAGCCCGAUGGAAUGGUGGCUGCAAAUUCUAAUUGAAUGCAUUUGACAAUCGAACUUAACAAGUUUUGAAGGUGUCAAUCAUUCAUGAACCAAUCACCCAGUCCUUUUUGGUUCAUGCUAAAUGGCUGUGAAUGCCUGCUGAACAGGUUUGCUUAUAGUGUUCCUCCCAAAAUUGAGCAUGUAUUGCCAAGCCAAAUACAUUAGCAGACAUUAGGGACUUCUUGGAUGAACACCAAAAUGUAGGAUUUUUUUAAUGCAGCAUUUAUUUAUGAUGGAUUUAUAUAAUUUGGAACUGAUUUAACUAUGAGUGAAUUCAUACAGUCACCAUUACCUGUUGCACCACCAGAAGGUUUUUUGUAGUUUUUCAAAUUAGUAAUUGCUAUGCAAAUUAACAUUUUGAUUAUCAAAUUCUACAGUCUCUGAAAUUCCAGCUUUUUUUAAAAAAAUAAAGUGUCUAACCCUUGUGGAGUUUUAAGGGGAAAGGUGCGGGCAGACAUUUAAAAAAAAAUUAAAGCUGGGACUACAGCGUUUGUAGAUCAGCAGUAGAUCAUUUGAUUGCUAGUUCACAAGUGCAACUAAAAAAACCUCCAAAAGCUUUCCAUUGGUAUGGACGUCAUGGCUGUAGGAAAAGUUGUUUGCACUGUAAUACUCUGUUAGGAAAGAAUACAGUGAAGCAGCCUUUCAAACAGCCACAAAUGGGCUGAUGAACAAUCAGAAAACUGGCCACCUGUUUACAAUUUGCAAACAAGCCAUGAGCCAAAUUAGUGGGUGAUUGUAUAUCCCUAGCUGUAGUAAGGAGGGGGAUUAGGAGAGUCUUGGUGAAAAAGGUGGUCAGAUCCAAUCCAAUAAAUUAAUUGUAAAAAGUAAACAUGUUCCUGUCUCAGUCUGCGCUGUGCUUAAUCUUCAGAUUAAUGUACAGUUUCCUCUAUUGUCAUUAAAUUACGAAUAGCCUUUGCUUUUACUACCAUGUAGUAAUCUUAAAAUGACUUUUUGGUUACACUUUUUCCAGUGCUGUUUCUUCUGUCAUAUGUUUUUCAAUGCAGAUCUUUCCUUUUGUUGUUGGCAUAGCAUUACCUUCCUUGUACAUAAUUAUUUAUUUUUGAGGUUUAAAAUAUGUCGACAUUGUGUAGCUGAGCAGUGGCCAUUGUUUUUGUUAUACAUAUCUGUUUCACAUUAGCAGAAAAAUUAGAAGAAAAUUCAUCUCAAGUACAUAGAUUUGUAUUUUUUCAUGUCAAAAAUAUACUGUGUAUUGUAUUAUUUUAGCAUUAUGAGGGAUAUGGUGAUGUAAUAGUCAGAUUUUACUCCAUAGGAGCUAGUGAGGUGAAUUUAGAUUCUGACCAAACCAGAAAUACUUAAAGAUUUAUUUCUACUGUUAGUACUUCAGAUAAUUAAAAAAAAUUUAUCACA